Messenger RNA from Manacus vitellinus (golden-collared manakin), 2136 nucleotides. RefSeq names its product peptidylprolyl isomerase domain and WD repeat containing 1 (gene PPWD1). Gene Ontology annotation, biological process: protein peptidyl-prolyl isomerization. The coding region runs from base 1 to 1911 and encodes 636 amino acids. The transcript has 11 exons. NCBI's taxonomy places the organism in Eukaryota, Metazoa, Chordata, Aves, Passeriformes, Pipridae. The record is from RefSeq and is a predicted model, not a curated record. Gene Ontology annotation, molecular function: protein binding; peptidyl-prolyl cis-trans isomerase activity.
AUGGCGGCGCCGAGCCGAGCGCAAGCGAAAGGCUCCGGGAGGCGGCGGCGGGCGAGGAGCGGGGGAGCCGCGGAACCGGCGGAGUACGAGGAGGAGGAGGAGGAGGAGGAGGAGCGCUGGGUCGGGCCGCUCCCAGGGGAGGCCGCGCAGGCGAAGAAAAGGAGAGUUCUUGAAUUUGAACAUGUUUACCUUGAAAAUCUACCAUCUGCUUCAAUGUAUGAACGCAGUUACAUGCACAGAGAUGUCAUUACACACGUAGCAUGUACUAAGACAGAUUUUAUCAUAACAGCCAGUCAUGAUGGACAUGUAAAAUUCUGGAAAAAAAUAGAAGAAGGGAUUGAGUUUGUUAAACACUUCCGAAGUCACCUGGGUGUUAUUGAGAGUAUUGCUGUUAGUUCAGAGGGAGCAUUGUUCUGUUCAGUUGGAGAUGACAAAGCAAUGAAGGUGUUUGAUGUUGUCAACUUUGACAUGAUCAACAUGCUGAAACUUGGCUACCACCCUGGCCAAUGUGAAUGGGUAUAUUGCCCUGGAGAUGCCAUAUCUUCUGUUGCAACAUCCGAGAAGAGCACAGGAAAAAUAUUCAUAUAUGAUGGCCGAGGAAAUAACCAGCCACUUCAUAUUUUUGAUAAGCUCCAUACAUCCUCGCUUACUCAGAUACGGCUGAACCCUGUCUACAAAGUAGUUGUGUCUUCUGACAAGUCUGGGAUGAUCGAGUACUGGACUGGUACACCUCACGAAUAUAAAUUCCCCAAGAAUGUGAACUGGGAGUAUAAAACAGAUACUGAUCUAUAUGAAUUUGCUAAAUGCAAGGCUUACCCAUCCAGUAUAAGUUUUUCACCUGAUGGCAAGAAAAUGGCCACUCUUGGGUCUGACAGAAAAGUUAGAAUUUUUCGUUUUCUGACGGGGAAGCUUAUGAGAGUCUUUGACGAAUCUCUGAGUAUGUUUACCGAACUUCAGCAGAUGAGACAGCAACUUCCAGACAUGGAGUUUGGCCGACGAAUGGCAGUCGAGCGUGAGCUGGAGAAAGUGGAUGCAGUAAGAUUAAUUAAUAUAAUUUUUGAUGAAACUGGACACUUCGUUCUCUAUGGAACAAUGUUGGGCAUUAAGGUCAUCAAUGUAGAGACUAACAGGUGCAUUCGUAUCUUGGGAAAACAAGAGAACAUCAGAAUGAUGCAACUAGCUUUAUUCCAAGGAGUGGCAAAGAAACAUCGUGCUGCAAUCACUAUAGAGAUGAAAGCUUCUGAAAAUCCUGUUCUCCAGAAUAUCCAGGCAGAUCCAACAGUAGUCUGCACAGCUUUUAAAAAAAAUAGGUUUUACAUGUUUACUAAACGUGAACCAGAAGAUACAAAGAGUGCAGAUUCUGAUAGAGAUGUAUUUAAUGAGAAACCUUCUAAAGAAGAGGUCAUGGCAGCCACUCAGGCAGAAGGUCCCAAAAGAGUCUCAGACAGUGCCAUCAUCCACACAAGCAUGGGAGAUAUUCAUAUCAAGCUUUUUCCUGUUGAGUGCCCCAAAACAGUGGAAAACUUCUGUGUGCACAGCAGGAAUGGCUAUUACAAUGGACACAUAAUUCACCGUAUCAUCAAGGGUUUCAUGAUUCAGACUGGUGACCCAACUGGUACAGGGAUGGGAGGUGAAAGUAUUUGGGGAGGAGAAUUUGAAGAUGAAUUUCAUUCAACUUUACGACACGACAGACCAUAUACACUCAGCAUGGCUAAUGCAGGACCAAAUACCAAUGGAUCCCAGUUCUUUAUAACAGUAGUGCCAACUCCAUGGCUAGACAACAAGCACACUGUGUUUGGACGGGUGACUAAAGGAAUGGAAGUUGUUCAGAGAAUCUCAAAUGUAAAAGUCAAUCCAAAAACUGACAAGCCCUAUGAGGAUAUCAGCAUCAUUAAUAUCACAGUGAAGUAAGGCAGGCGUUGAAGGUUCCUGCUUAAGCAGAAAAAAAAUGAGCGUAUGGGACCCAGAAAGGGACCUAGAAAGAACAGAAACAUUUUAAAUAAUUUCUAGAUAUAGUGAGUACCAAGACAGAGCAAUCACCAGUUCUACAAUUUUUAAUGUACCUAAAGUGCCCUAAUUCUGUAUUUCUGAUAACUUUGUAUUUUAAAGUAAAAACAUAAGCAUGUUUCUUAUGAA